Zalophus californianus (California sea lion) is the source of this 4826-nucleotide messenger RNA. RefSeq lists its product as uncharacterized. Lineage: Eukaryota; Metazoa; Chordata; Mammalia; Carnivora; Otariidae. The transcript has a single exon. The record is from RefSeq and is a predicted model, not a curated record. The coding region runs from base 3113 to 4066 and encodes 317 amino acids.
AACAAAGGCGACAGUCGAGUGUAAGUACAUACAUGCUUCACAGGACAGCAUCUUUUUAAAACACAACUCAGUACGGUUCAAAAGCAUCUGCACUGCUUUUAGGGGGGGAAAAAAAAACAACAAUCCUCACAGUCUCAACCUCUGAAGGAAUGCAUAUUUUAACUUCUGGUGAAAAAUAACCUUUUCCUUUGUUUUGAGCCAGUUAGGGGUUCGCUCCAAAUAUAUUAAUUCUGGUACCGUCUAAAAGGGUCAAGGUGCUGGUGAGGGAUCAUUAAGGAUGCAGUUCUCGUUUCCUUGAACAACCAUCCUCUCUUCUCCACCUCCGCUGCUCCCACCCCGUUCCAGUCCACCCACAUGCCUCACCUGGGUUACAACGGUGGUGGCUCCUCCGGGUCAUCCCUACCUGGUUUAUGACUACAGCCCCUUUUGAUCCUUUGCCACAUUACAGCCAAUAAAGUCUUUUGACAAUGCCAAACAAAACAAAAAACCACUCUUCAUAAAACCCUUCAUGGCAUCCAUGGCAAAAGGCAAAAAUCUGGAAUCAAGCCACUCCAUCUUCCACCAUCAGCCUCUCAACCAGCUCUCCGACCUCUAAUUACGUUGCUUUCCCGUGGCAUCCUUAGAGUCCAGGCACACUGUCAUAUCACUGCAAAAACAUGUCAAUCUCCCCAUCUUGGGGCCUUCAAGAGCUGUUUCCUGUUUUCUCUACAUGGAAAAUAAUAUCCCCCACACCAUCCCCCUUCAUAUCUCCCAACAUUCAUGGUGGCUCAUUCCUGGAAGAUACCACCCAUCACACCAUCCGUCCCCUGCGGUCUCCCCCAUCCACAGUGGCUCACUCCUGGAAGAUACCAUUCCCCUAACAACAUUCACUCUUUGCAUCUCCCCUAAACCUUGCUGAUUCCUGCCAUACCAUUCCCCAACGUCACUCCCCUAUACUGUCUACACUCAUCCACUGCACCUCAUUCCUGGAAGCUACCUGUCAUAUCAUUCACCCUUCCCAUCUCUUCCCACAGUCACUAUGGCUCGUUCCUGGAAGAUACCAUGCCUCCAUAUCAUCCCUAUUCCUGUCUCCUAUCCACCGUCACUGUAGCUCAUUGCCAGAAAAUACCAUUCCCUAGACCACGUGUCCUUCCUGUAGUUCCCCCCCCCCUUAACCACAUACCUGAGUCACUGUGGUUCCUUCCUGGAAGAUACCAUCCUGCAACAGGCCAUCCACCCCUCCUAUUCCCCAACAUCUACUAUGGAUCAUUCCUGGAAGAUACCAUCCCACCAAACCACAUAUCCUUACUGUCCUCCCACCAUGCGCCGUGGUUCAUUCCUGGAAGAUACUAUCCUCCCACACUGUCUACUCUUCCUCAUCUGUCCCCACCCAUAUAGCUCAUUUGUGGAAGCAACCUUCCCAACACACCAACCACACCUCCUGUCUCCUCCCAUUCUCCUAUGGCUCAUUCCUGGAACAUACCAUCUUCCCACACUUUCCAACUUUCCUGCCUCCCCCAUCCACAAGUGGCUCAUUCCUAGAAGAUACCAUCUCACCACACCAACUGCUCAUCCUCUCCCCUGCCACCCAUUAUUGUUUACUUCUGGAACAUAUCAUCCCCACACACCAUCCCUCCUUCCUGUGUCUCCUACCCACUGAGGCUCAUUUCUGGAAGAUACUAUGCUCCCACAUGACCCACCCUCCCUGUCUCCCCCCACAGUCACUGUAGCUUAUUCCUGGGUGAUUUCCUCUCUUCACCCUCUUCCUCUCUCCUCUCCAUCCACCACGGCUCAUUCCUGGUGGACACCAUUCUCCCAUACCAUCCAGCUUUCCCAUCUUCCUCAUUUACUGUGGCUCAUUCCUGGAAGAUAUCACUGCCCACCCCCCCAAACACACACACACACACACACACACACACACACACACACACACACACACACACUCUUCCUGUCUACUUCCAUGGAUUAUGGCUCAUUCCUGGAAGGUAACAUUCUCCACCACAUCCAUCUUUGCCGACUCCCCCCAUCCAUGUGCUUCAUUCCUGGAAGACACCAUCCACCCUCACUACCCACUCUUCCUAUCUCCCCCCAUCUAUAUGGCUCAUUCUUAGAAGAUACCAAUCCAACCUUCAUGUCUCCCCCUAUAACCUAUGGCUCAUUCCUGGAAAAUAUCAUCCCCUCAGCCACCAUCAACCGUCCUGUCUCCGCCCGCCCCCAUACACUGUGGCUCGUUCCUGGAAGAUACCAUCCUUUAACCUAUGAUCAUCCCAGAUGAUAACUGUCACCACAUCAUCCAGUCUUCCGGUACCCCUCCCCCACCUCCAUCACUACUGUUCCUUCCUGGAAGAUAAAUUUCCCCUCCAGCCAUCCACCCUUCCUCUCUCCCCCUACAGUGGUUCGUUCCUAGAAGAUACCAUCCCCUCACCCCUCAACUAUUUCUACUCUUCCUAUAUCCCCCCAUCAAUUGGUGCAUUCUUGGAAGAGAGUAUCCACCACAUCAACCGUCCUUUCAGUCUCCCCAGUCAACUGGCUCAUUCCUGGAAGAUAUCAUUCCCCCCAACACUAUAUAGCCUUCCUGUCUCUCCUAUCCACUGAGGCUCAUUCCUGGAAGAUACCUUGCUUCCACAUCAUCUAGCCUUCCUGACUCCCCCCCCACCCCCACCCCAUAGUCACUGUAGCUCAUUCUUUGAUGAUACCAUCUUUUCAUACCAUCCUCUCUUCCCUAUCUCCCCCAAUCCACUAUGGCUCAUUCCUGGAAGAUACCACUCCCUCAACACCAUCCACUCUUCCUGACUACCUCCACAGACAAUGGCUCUUCCUGGAAGAUGCCAUCCCACCAUCCAUCCAUCUUUACUGCUGUCUUCUUCCCCCUACCCACCAUCCACCAUGGCCUAUUCCUGGAAGAUACCAUCCUCCCACACCAUCCUCUCCUCCUCCCCCAUCCACUGUGGCUCAUUCCAUCUGGUCACACCAUCAACUCUUCCAGCCUACCCCCUUCCACCAGCUCCUUCCUGGAAGAUACCAUCACCACACACAAUCCUCCUUUCCUGCCCCCCCACCCCCAUCCAUGUCACUCAUUCCUAGAAGAUAAAAUCUACCCAUACCAUCCAUCCUUCCUGUCUCCCCCCCACCCAUGUGGCUCAUUCCUGGAAGUUACCAUAGCCUCACAACAUCCAGCCUUCCUAUUUCCCCAUCCACUAUGGUUCAUUCUUGGGAGAUACCAUCCUCCCACACCAUACUCUCUUUGUUUGUCCCCAUCCAUUUGGCUCCUUCCUGGAAGAUACCAUCACCCCACAAGAUCCAGCUUUCCUAUCUCCCACUCCCCCAUCCAAGUGGCUCAUUCCUGGAAAAUACCAUUCCUACACACCAUCCAUUGUGCCUCAUUCCUGGAACAUACCAUCCAGCUUUCCUGUCUCCCCCAUCCACAGUGGCUCAUUCCUGGAAGAUAUCAUUCCCCCACACCAUCAACCUCUCUUGUCUCCCUCCAUGGAUUAAGCUCACCCAUGGAAGAUACCAUCCCACCAAACAUCCAUCUUUGUCUCCCCCAGUCCACCGUGUUCCAUACCUAGAAGAUACCAUCCCCUCACAUAUUUCAUUCUUACUCUCUCCCCCCCAUCAACUGGGUCAUUCUUGGAAGGUACCUUCCCCCCACACCAUCCAGCCUUUUUAUCUACUGGCAUACACUGUGGCUCAUUCAUGGACGAUACCAUCUGCAUACACCAUCCAACUUUCAUUUCUCCACCCUUCCACUGUGGCUCAUUCCUUGAAGAUACCAUUCUCCCACACCGCUCACCCUUUCUGUCUCUCCCCAUCUGCUAUGGCUCACUCCUGGAACAUGUCAUCUCCAUACUAUCCAUCCAUCUGCUCUCCCCCCAACCACUGUGGCACAUUCCUUGUAGAUUUCAUAUUCCCACAUCAUUCUCCCUUCCUGUCUGUCCCCAAAUACUAUGGUUCAUUUCUGGAAGACACUUCCUUCCACACCAUCCAUCUUUCCUCUCUCUCUCCCUCAUCGACUUUGUGGCAUUCCUGGAAGAUACCUUGUCCUCCACACCAUCCACCCUUCCCUAUCUCCUUCCAUCCUCUGUGACUCAUUUUUAGUUGGUGCACUAAGUCCUUGGUUUAUGUUUAAAGAUGGCUGCAUCCGGGAAUCUCUUCCUUACCCUUAGAGGUCAAGAUCCCUGCUACAGUCACUCUAGUAGCAUUAUGGAAUUAUGUGCAUAAUGUCAGUCUCUCCUGCUAGAAGAAUACUAACUCCAUGAGUUUAGGGGCCAUGCCUAACACAUUCACCACAAUUCCUCACCGAUGGCUACAGUGCCUUCACAUAGCAGCCCCAGAAAGCUGACUAAACAACCUGUAGCUCAACUCAUUACACAGGUUCUGACUGAAAAUAUUAUAAAAUUUAUGUUUUUCAUUAAUAUAAACUAGCUUGCCUUCGGUUCCAUGUUUUUCUACAUCUGUAUGGAAUUACUUUAAUAUCUUUCCAAAUUGCUUCUGUAGCUGACUGCUAUAUAAUUUGAAUACACAAUUACUUAUUUUAUUGCAAAUCACAGAGCCCUUUCAUUAAAAACAUUCUACUUCAUUCACCUCCUCUUUUUUUUUAUGUUUUAGAUUCAUUUUAUGUUCAAACUCCCUCUGAAGUGUUUAAAGUUCCUUCAAAGUUGCCACUGACUGAAAGAUCAUUAGGUUUCCUCUUAACUUUUUUCCUAUAACUUAUUAAGAAAAACACUGCAGGGGUGCCUGGCUGGCUCAGUCGGUGGAGUGUGCAACACUUGAUCCUGGGGUUGUGAGUUCAAGCCCCAUGUUGGGUGUAGAGAUUACUUAAAAAAUCAAAAUCUUAAAAAAAAAAA